AUGUUAUAUGACUUGGUAGAUCCAGCUCUCGAACUGUCCGAUCCAUGUCCUGACAUUCAUCUCUUAUUCAUCGACUUCAACGAUCGCUUCUUCGAAGGAACUCUGGCGCAAUGUGAAGUCAAAUGGAGUCCGAGAAUGUUUUCAUGUGCUGGUGUGUGUUCAUAUGAGGGACGCGGCGGCAUGUGCUCGAUUCGACUUAGCCUUCCACUUUUAAAGCUCCGCCCUCGGAAGGACCUCAUUGAGACGUUACUGCACGAAAUGAUACACGCUUUCCUUUUUGUAACGCAGAGAAAUCGUGAUAGAGACGGUCACGGACCGGAAUUCCAGCACCACAUGUACAGGAUAAAUCGGAUGGCAAACACAAAUAUCACCAUUUAUCAUUCAUUUCAUGACGAGGUGAACGUCUACAAACAGCAUAUUUGGAGAUGUGACGGUCCUUGUCGUGAUAGACGGCCAUUCUUUGGGUAUGUGAAAAGGUCUUCGAAUCGUGCUCCUGGUCCAAACGAUCUGUGGUGGAACUCCCAUAAGGCAAGCUGUAAUGGCACUUUUCAAAAGAUAAAGGAGCCUGAUGGUUAUGGUCAAAAGAAAAGGAAAAAACCAGACGAGAAAGAAAUACCCGAGAAGAAGCCAAUUGCAGUCAAUUCUCUUGAUCGAUACUUCUCCAAUUUGGGAAAAGGCCAGACGUGUGGAACUCUGAAUCGGAUAGAGGCAUCACCUUCCACUUCAACUAAGCCUGGUCCUUCAACGUCUACCUCGGUCGGCAAGAACAGAGGGAAAAGCAAGACUAGUAAAGACAAGGGAGAAAAGCAGGUUACACCCUCCAAGAAAACCGAUCCUUCAACUCAGCGGUCACCAACAUUAGACAUUUAUAUCGGGAUUAGCACUGGAAGCUCCAAGCCAACUCCUCGAGCUCUUCCGUCAUCAACUGCUGGAAGUGCUGACUGUCCGAUUGUAAUCGAGAGCGAUCCAACUCCUCAGUCAUCUUCUAUCUCUGCCGCGCCUACUGCAGGUAACUUGGAUGAGGUCGCCUUGAAUCGUAAUGUAAUAUGUCCUUCUUGUGGUGAAGAUGUUAUUGAGUACUUCAUCAAUGAUCACUUAGAUACCUGUAUAUUUCUACAUUAG
This is a messenger RNA of Ostertagia ostertagi, 1122 nucleotides long. The record is from the annotation of a GenBank genome assembly. NCBI's taxonomy places the organism in Eukaryota, Metazoa, Nematoda, Chromadorea, Rhabditida, Trichostrongylidae.